AUGCCAUCCCGCUAUUUCAAAAGUUCUUUUGCGCGUUCGCUUUCGCUAAACAACAACAACAGCAGCAGCAGCGGCGGUGGCAGCGGCGUUUGUCUGACAUUGAGCAAGCAGCAGGCAGCGCAGUCGACGCCAAUGGAGGCGAAGCAGCAGACAGAGCGUGAGGAGCAGGAGCUGCUUAUAGAUUUGAACUCUUCAAUGUCGCUGCGCUGCUUGACGCCACCGCCAGCGCUGCCUGCGCGACGCUACACAGCGAGCAGCGGCUACAAUAACAACAACAACAACACUACACGCCACAAUAGGCGGCAGCUGUUGAUGAUUAUAAAACUUUGCCACUGGCAGCCAAACUCAGCGCCAGAUGGCGCCACUGCAAGCGAUUGGGAUGCCAGCAGCAGCAACCAACACCACAGCAACAGCAGCAGCAACUUGUCACAGCAGCAGCAGCAGCCAACAUUAAAUGUCGAGGCGGUUAUAUUGCAAAAUCAGGUGGACACAUUGCAUUGGCAGCUGAAGCAGACGGAAACAAAUUGUGAAAUGUAUCGCGCUGUCAUGGAGGAAGUUGCGCGCUUCUUUGAGCGCUAUCAGCAACAGCAGCAGCUGCAGCAGCAACAGCGUCAGCAGCAACAGCAGCAAUCGCAAGUGAAUCGCCACAGUUUGAGCGGCGAGCAAAUCUCACGCUCCAAGAGCUUGCAUCAUGUGCUCAGCAUGCCGGGCGACUGCCAAGAGGAUGCCAUAGGCAAUGACAGCGCAGCUGCCGCCAACUCCAGCUCCAGCUCGUAUCUGCGUGCGCGCAGCAGCACAAAUCUGAUGUUGAACAAGUCCAUGGGCGAUCCAAGCUACGAGAGCAUUGCGCCCGCCGGCAGCUACAAUGCCUUUAAGGACUUCACCUGGCGUCGCUCACCCAAAAAGUUUGGCGCUGGCGGCUGCAAGCAGCGACUCUGCACACCCGAGGCCAUCGAGGAGAAGCUCAACCAGGAGGCUUUUCGCUUGGCGCGCACCAUACGCAAUCUGCUGCACACUUCGCAGCAGCAACCGGAUCUCACACAGCCCAGGCUGUCGCUCAGCGUCAGCUCAGCGCAGCAGCGCAAGUCAACUUGCCUGAAUUCCACGCUGGAGGCCAACAGCAGCAGCAGCAACAUUAAGUGCAGCAAUGCGGAGAUGUUGUUCAUGCGCGCCAACAAUAUGCGUGACUCGCGUUUAUCGCUGCGCAGCUCCACCGACAGCUCAGUGCAUUCCACCAUCUCGUCCACAGCCUCGUCUAGCUCCAAGACUGAAACCGAUGAGGAACAGCACAACAUUGCAGCCAACAAUAGCAGCACCAGCAGCAGCAGCAGCAGCGGCAACAAGCCAGCUGGCAAUGGUUCUAGCACUGAAGAUGAGAGCGGCUUUAGUUCGAUUUCAUCGUUUCAUGAUGUUGGCCUGCCGCUCAGCUCGACGCUGCGUCAUUCGCUCUGCAACGACAGCCGCAAUUCAACUUUAAAGUCCACGCUAAAUGCAGUGGGCGUGCCUGCAGCCACGCCGCCCUCAACACCAGCAGCAACAGCAGCCGCCGCUCCAGCCUUGUCGCCAGCCAAAACGUAUCGCAUUGCGAAUCGCUAUCAACGCUUCUCCACGCUCUCCAAUGAGGACGCCGCCGCUGUGCUCUGGGUCUAAGUUUUGUUUUUAGUUUGUUUCUAUAUGUAGUGCCUUAGUUUAUGUUUAUCACAUGCCAACCAACUAUAUAUGUUCGGUUGCGCCGCAUUUCAUUUCUUUGUAAAGUGCAGUAUUUAUAAUAAAUUUUACAAGCUCCAAGUUCGCAUUGCCUCAAAUG
Messenger RNA from Drosophila busckii, 1807 nucleotides. Its product is annotated as protein P54. Bases 1 to 1650 code for a protein of 549 amino acids. The record is from RefSeq and is a predicted model, not a curated record. The transcript is spliced from 5 exons. NCBI's taxonomy places the organism in Eukaryota, Metazoa, Arthropoda, Insecta, Diptera, Drosophilidae.